CAAAGAAAUAGAGCUAAAAAUAGCAAUAGGUGUGUGAUCAAAUAAGUGAUCAUAAUAAUGAUGAUGAGGAAGCAGAAACAAGUAGAGAAGAAAACAAACACCUUCCUACUAGAAAAAUCACCAACUAAGGAAUACCAAAUCACUGCUCCAAGUCAUGAUGAUCAAUAUUAUUCCAAAGUCACAACUAUAGUCACAAAAAAAUCACCUCCUCCAAUUGAAUUUCCUACCUCACCACAACUCAUAUUUGGAGAAGAAAUAAUUCAUUUCAGUCAUCCACAACACCCUCUCUCAAUGGUGGAUCUUCCUGACCUCUUUAUUUGUGUAGGGUGUAAAGAAUAUGGCUCUGGCAAGAGAUUUGUUUGUCAACAAUGUAAUUAUCAACUUCAUGACUUUUGUGCUUUGGCUCCUCCUGCCCUUAAGGCUCAUCCUUUCCAUUCCCAACAUGCAAUGUUGUUCCAUUCCAAACCAGUGAAAAGUGGAAUGACAAAAUCCAAAUGCGACGUUUGUGGCAAACCAACAAAAGGGUAUACAUUCCUAUGCACUGCAUGCGCUUUCCAAAUGCAUCCAUGUUGUGCCAUGCUCAACACAGAAAUUGAAUUCCCAAAUCAUCCACACACUCUCAAACUUACACAUUCAUCAACCACCACCGGGACUGCAACAAACACCGAUCUUUCCAACACGAUUGUUUGCAACGAGUGCAAGAAACGAAGGUCGGGGAAAGUGUAUCGGUGCACGGUGUGUAACUACAAUCUUCAUGCAUUUUGUGCUAAGAAUAAAGUUAAUGGUCUUCAAGCUAAUGGUAUUAGGCUUCCUGAAAAACCAAGUGUUCUUUCUGCUGCUGCUAAAGUUGCUUCUCAAGUUGUGAUUGAAUUUAUUGGUGGGUUUGUUGAAGGUAUUGGUGAAAGUAUGGGUGAAGUUCUUGUUCAAAAUAUUACCAAAGGAGGAAAUGGAACUCUAACCAGUGCUAAUAAUAAUACUACUACAAAACCUCGUAAAUAAUAUCUAUUUACUAUAUAUAUCUUCUCAUGUUUUUCUCUAGUCCAAGGAGGAGAAGGAAUCGUACAUAAAAACAAGUAUUUUAGAGCCAUAUGAUGAUUAAUUAAUUUGGAAUUCAACGGUUAAAUACUACACACAUUCAUAGCAUGAGUUAGCAGCUUGAAGUUAUUGUAUCAAAAUCGGACCACUUUCAUUUUGAUUCAAGUUGACAUCAGUAUAAUUGAUGUAUCGAGCUUAAAAUUAUGGGUAAUGUUUGAUGGAUACUCCACCGACUCAUUACACCUAAGAUGGGAAUGUGGGCCCACUUGAGUGGAAUGGAUGGAUGAGGUGUACAUCAAACAUUACCUUAAAAUUAUAUUUAUUGAUCCGGCUUUGAUCAAAAAAGCUCUCAACUGCCGACUACAUGACUGCGUGAAAUCUCAAUCGAAGAAAAUUCAAAUUCCAUUGUGAUUUUGUCAUUAAGGUUCAUAUUACUUGUUGUUUGUGUCUUUCUCCUAGAAAUGAAAACAAGUAGCAAAAAGAUUCGUGUGUGUGUGUGUAUAUAUGGAAAAAGAAUAUUGUGUAUCAUUGGUUUAUUUCUAUCUUCGAUUUAUAUUUAUAUACACACACAUGUAGUGAUGUAAAACGAUGGCUAGGCAGUAGUACAACUUCAUAUUCAUUUUUUUUUUUUUCUGCUGAUAGUUUUUUUUUUUGGUAA
Medicago truncatula (barrel medic) is the source of this 1693-nucleotide messenger RNA. RefSeq lists its product as uncharacterized. The transcript is spliced from 2 exons. The coding region runs from base 58 to 999 and encodes 313 amino acids. The record is from RefSeq and is a predicted model, not a curated record. NCBI's taxonomy places the organism in Eukaryota, Viridiplantae, Streptophyta, Magnoliopsida, Fabales, Fabaceae.